CAACACUCGAAUUCCGGUCGUGAAUUGAACCAAAAUGAAGAAAUUUCUCAAAAUUGGGAAGAGUAAAAAGUCCAAUGCCUCGGAUACAGCUUCAGUAGGAUCCGCUGCAGGGGGCUCCUCAAUAACAGUUGGCUAUGACCUCAGGGAAAAGGAUUUACCGAAGUUACACAAGGCGGCUUGGACUGGAGAUUUGUCAAAGGUGAAGCAACUUGCCAAGAAAGAUGCCUCCCCUUUGGAUAAGGAAAAUAGAACACCGCUACAUCUUUCAUGUAGCCGGGGACAUACUGCAAUUGUAGAAGAAUUGAUAUCAUGGAAGGCCAAGUUGAACAAAGGAGACAAUUCCAGCAGAACACCUCUUAUGAAGGCGGUUGAGUGCCAUCAUCUAGAAUGUGCCAAGCUGCUGCUGGAAGCGAAAGCUGAAGUCAACAACUGUGACAGGGAAGGGAACACAUCACUCCAUUAUGCUGUCCAAGAUGGAGAGCUAGAGAUUGCCAGACUCCUCAUCGACUUCAAUGGAAACCCAGAUGCCCGAAAUAAGCUUGGUUACACACCUCUCCAUGUAGCGACAAUACAGAAGUAUUAUGACGUCUGCCAACUCCUUCUCAACAGUGAUGCAGAUAUCGAUAUAACAGAUGAAAAUAAACGGACACCUUUGAUGCAUGCUUGCCAUGCUGGAUCUGUCACUUUAGUUAAACUAUUCUUGAGUUAUCAUGCGGAUGUCCUAAAGAAGGAUAUCAAAGGUUGGAGUGCUGAAGACUGUGCUGCUAUAGAAGGUCACCAUUCAUGCUCACAGUUAAUACAAGAACAAACAUCUGGGUCCAGAGGAAGAUCAUCCGUCCAAUCAUCGCCUGAGAUUACACCAGAAUCUUCCCCUGAACUUCACCGGAAGCCGAUAGGGGGCUUUGGUGCUCCGGCUGCUGACGCAGAUAUCUCUGAAGUGGAUGCCAGUUUAAGCAUAGCCAGCCCUCGCCUUGAUCAUCUUGAUUCUUGGGAUUCGGAGGAGGAGUCGCUCGGUUUAGGCCUCAAGAAGGAGCCUGUAAAAGUCAGCCUAGCCAAGUUUGUGAAAGGUUCAGAUACAGAAGACUCAAUGCAUACAAGUACGAAAGAAUCUCCAAGGUCAAGGAUACCCAAAAGGGUAGACAGUGACAAGCAGAAGAAAGUAGAGUUUACUGAAUCCCGUCAAGGGCCUUCAGAAAAUGGAACAUCGAAAAUCCCUAAAUUUGGCAAAAAGCAAUCACAAGAUUCCGUCCAAUCAGAUUCAUGGAAUGAUGAUGAAAGCAGCCUCGGCUUGGGUGUCCCGGCUGGUCAGGCGAAGAAGCCGCUAUUCCGACAAGAACAGAUGUCACAGGAUGAUACAGAUGUGGAGAGUGAUGAUGAUGACCUACCUAUCAUGCGCACUAUCCAAAUGCAUGGACCCAAGGCACCACCUAGACAUGCUAAGGAUUCCAGAAUUCUCAACUCUGAAUCAGCAAGUGAUAAACAAAAGAAGAAAGAGUCUGACAGAGACACCAAGAGGAAAGUGAUGGAAGAACUUGGUCUGAGUGAUGUCAGUGACGUGAGUGAUCCAGAGGACCUAACGCUGUCGAGUCCACGUAAGAAGGCCCAGAAUAACAGUGACUGGGAUGACACGGCAGCUGAUACUAUACCCAAGAUAACGCCAAGAGGAGACAGACCACAGAGUGCCUUGAGUGACUGGGACACAACUGCUGAAGAAAUGACUCCACGUACACCAAGACAGAGAACUGAGAGUGUAAAGUCUGAAGGCAGUGAAUGGGACUCUGUUGAUGGUGACGAACCACCCAUCACCCCAGCCCAUCCUCUUGUUCAACAGCCUGUAAUUACUAAAGCAAAACCAGUGGCUAAGAAACAGAUUGUUGAGAUUGGCAGUGAUGAUGAUGGAGGUCUCUCACCCAUCGCUGAAGAGAGCUACAGAAAGUCGUUUGACUCGAGUGCAUGGGAUAGUACAGUUGUAGAGAAUCCUGUUGUCCAAGCACCAUCCCCUCCGUCUGAGCCCAAAGAGGUCCCCCCGUCUCCAACAAAGCCAAAGGAGGCGCCUCCGCCUCUGCCUGAAAGAAAGGAGGCACCCCCACCUCCCCAGCGCCAAGAGUCAGCGAACAGUGAUUGGGACUCGACAGAGGCUGAAUCUCCACGUGGGAAGGCCAGCGUGAACCUGUCCGGCCUGCUGAAGAAACCAAGCGAAGAUGAGGAGUCUGCCUGGGACUCAGAUGAUGGUGUUGGUGUUCUACCCACUGACCAGACGGCAGCUAAACCAUUUGAUAAGAUCAAGAAGGCCAUCAAUGAGAGCGAGGAAGAGACGGAGGAGACAAUCAGUGAAUGGGAGGUCGAGAGAAGAAAACAAAAGGAGAGAAAACAACGAGAGGAGGAGGAGUCCAAGGUGCGUGCUGCAGACAUCGUCCGCUUGGCCGAGGAGAGAGAACGGCAAGAGCGAGAGGAACGAGAGAGGAAACAUCGAGAGCAGGAGGAGGCUGAGCGUCAGAAGAGGGAGAGGGAAGAGGAGGAAAGGAGAAGGAAAGAGGAGGCAGAGAAACAAGCUGCUGAGGAGAGGAAGCAGAGGGAGAUUGAGUUACAGUGGCAGAAGGUUGAGAAGGACCGAGAGAAUCGGGAGAAAGAAGCUGAGGAGAUGAAAUGUUUGCAGGAAAGCUUGGCAAAGGAGAAGAAAGAGUUUGAGGCCGAGGUGCAGCGCAAGUUAGAUCAUCAGAUGAGGGAUAUCAUUACGAAGGAGGAGGCACCUACAGUUGAAGCGGUAAAUCGCUCACACCUCUACUCUUCAAAUUCGUUCGACCAUGAAGGCAUCGAAGGUGGUUCAGGGAAUUUUGAGGACGACCAUGGUAACUUGAAUGGCGGUCACGAUGAGCGAUCGCGCCAGAUCAAGGCUCGGCGAGAGAAGGCAGAGAAAGAGUUGGAGGAUGCACGGUUGCGCCACCUGGGGAGGAGCAUGUCUCAUCCGAGCUUGGACGGUAGCCUCGAGGAUGAGGAUACUUACACCAGCGAUGUGGUCCCCGACUCUCCGAGGGAUCAUCAUAUCAAUAAAGACCGUGAUUUGACAUCUCCCCUGGGCUCUUACGUCCAUGGUGUCCUUGGGAGCUCCACCCCUAUCCCGAACAACUAUAACAUCAACGGCGAUGAUGGCCUGUCGUACACCUCCACAGAGAAUGAAGAUUCCAUCCACAUGAACUACAGACCAACAACACCGCGGACACCUGACAUCAUGAAUACCUCACUGAAUCUCAACGACUCAACGAGCAUCUUACGGAUGCAGGAGCAGCUCCGUGAACACAAGCGUCUGCUUGAGAAGGAGAAGAGUGCCAGGGUUACAGUCGAUCAUAAGAAAAAACUACUUGAGAAAGAGCGGGUCGAUUUGCAAAAAAAAAUUGAAGAUAUGGCGCAAGCAAGGUCCAACCUGGAACAAAACAAAGUUGAGCUGGAAUCCAAGCUACGAUCUCUCGAUUAUAACUUGAAUGAGGAGAUUGAGAAGAGGAAGAAUGCCGAGGUACUGCUGCAGAAGACCAAGCAGCAACUCAGUAGGAAGGAAGAGCAGUAUACCCAAGAGCUUGAUGCAAAGCAAAAGACAGAACUUGGUAUGCGGAACCUGCAGAUGGAACUCCGCUCUAAGGAGUCCCUCAUUAAACAGCUCGAAGAUGAGAAGAAUGAGGCAAUUCGUAGCCUUGCCCAGGAGAAACACGCUCGAGCACUUCAGGAGCAGCAUAAUGAAAAACAAGUCGAAAUGCAACAGUCCAUAAACCUUGAAGCCGUAAGACAGACAGGGAAACAAGCUGCCGCAUUUGACAAGUUAGAGGAAGCAGAUGAAAACAUGCGUUCUGUUCGAGAGGCCGCUGACAAGCUUAAGACGGAGCUGUAUGGUACGAAGUUGGAGUUGGAUCGUCUGAAGAGCCGCACCAAGGAUGACCAGAGGUUGCUGACGACAGAGAAUGAGGAGCUGACUACGAGGAUAGAGGACCUCAAGCAUGAUAUUAAACUCAAUGAAGAAGCCCUUGCUCACGCAUCCAUGCAAUACACCACUCAGCUCAACAGCCUGAAGACGGAGAAUAGCUUGCUUUCAUCCAGCCUGGACAAGGAGAGGGUGGCUAAGGACAAAUUGGAUAGUGAGUUGGAAUCCCUGCGCACACGGUACAAUCAUGCCUCCAAUGAGUUAGAGAGGGCCCAAAUGGCCCGCACCGAACUGGAGCGCAACAUCCAGCGGGAGCGUGAGGAAUGGAACCGGUCAAUGGAUCGAAAGGACCAGGAGAUGAACGCUCUCAAGGAUACCAACCAGUCUCUGUACCAGAGGGUCGGCAUUGCGGAGACCAAACUUGGUGCUGUGGAGAAUGAGUUGAGUGUUGCCAAUACCUCAUUACUGGAGAGAACUGCCAUCCUGACCAACUUACAACGUGAGGUGGACCAGAGGCGGAGCUCACAUGACAACCAGGAAUAUGCUCUCAGGAAAGAAAAGGAGGACAAUGCUAAGCUCCAGGCUCGCUUGGAUAGCACUCUUGAAAAGAUGUCCACAGCUCAGCACGAGUGCCUCUCCAUGAAGCAAGAGCUGGAUACCUACCGUAAUAGCAGUUCAUUGAAAGAUAGGGCAGCAAUGGACAGCCAGGACAAGUUUGCUGAAUUACUCGGCACUAUCAGAACAGACUAUGACAAGCCCCAGAAAAAACUCACUUUGAGUGCUCUUGUGCAGCAAAAUACUCGUAUCACCCUUGAAGAAAAGAACAAUCACCUUGUGGAGCAAGUGGAACGUUACAAGGAGGAACUACGAAAUGCGGAGAUGAAGAGAACAAGUCUCGAGCAAGAGUUACGACAAUUGCAACACCAGCAUAAUGAGAUGGUGAAGAGACUAGCUGUGGCGGAGGUUGGAUUGGAGAAUGCUAAGCAGGCUAAGGUGUCCAUUGAUGCAGAGAAGGUGAAACUGCGACAAGAUGUGGAGCAGUUCCAAGGCAAGCUCGAGUCGGCCCACAGCCGCACCCAAGACUACCAGGCCAGGAUCACGGAACUGGUCGACCGGUUAGAGCACACUGAAAAAGACACCCAGAAGCAACAUGCACAGAUGUAUGAGUCUGUAGCUGUAGCAAGCAUGGCACAAAAAAACAGGGGCGAUCUUGAGGACCUCGUCCACAAACUCGAGAUCGAAAAUGCCAAACUCGAAUCUUCACUCAAACAUGAAAUGGAACGAGUAGAAAUGCUCCAGAGAGACUUACAGGACUCCAAUAAGGUGCGGGACACCCUGGAGAGUGUUGUGACAAAUCUCCGCGGAACAAACGUCACAUUAGAGGACAAACUCCAUGAGGAGACUGCCCACAGAUCCAUGUUUGCACAGGAAGCAGAAGAUUCCCGAGGAUUAUGGGAGACAGAGGUUAAAUCGCGAUCGAAACUCGGUUUGCGGGACGAGGAAAAUAAUGAGUUUCAUCCUGUUGAUGAAACGGAUGGCGGUCCUAUGGGAGAUGACCAGGACAUUGCCCAGCUGGAGCGCACCAAGCAAGAAUCUGUAGCGAUAGCUGAUGAGGAGAAAAGGCGUGCUCGCAAGGCAGCUGAGUUGAAGAAGGUGGCUGAAACCAAGAUGGAGGCUCUCCAAGAAAAGAAUACAGACUUGCAGAAAGAAGUAGCAACUCUAAAGGCUCACUUGAAGGCAGCUAAGAAAAGGCUGAGGGAGUUGGAUUCAGGGGAAUCUCGUAUCAACACGUUACAUUCCGAGUUCGACCGGGAACGCCUCAUGAUGGAUGGAACCCUCUCUACUGUCAGAAGACAGUCUGGCAAGGAAGUGAGAUGGAUGGAUGAUGUCCAUUCUCAGCUCCAGCAAGAAAUCGACAAAAAGGAGCAGCUAGAAAGUAAGAACCGUGCCCUGCAGCAGGAGCUCCACUCCCACAAGACGGUGGAGAGGGCCUAUCAGAAACUGGAGAAGGCCAAGAGGAAGUUGGACGAGGAAUUUGCCCAGUAUAAGAUGCCAGUUGCUAAGGAUCCCUUGCUACCAGUAGUUGUCUCUCUAGCACAUGUGAAAGCUCACUUUGUCGAGCGUGCUGAUUUGGAACGAGUGCGCCAGGAGUAUGAGGUCAAAGCCAGGAUGGAAGUCAAUCACAAAUUGGAAGAGGUCAAUGCUUACUUAGAGGAACAGGCUCAAGCCAGGGAGAAACUCGACCACAUUCGCAGCAGCAAUGAGAAUCAGCUCCGUACCGAGUUUGAUCGGAAGCAGAAGGAGCUACAGGAGGAGUUGACGAAACUGCGUGCUGGCUACCAGGAUGUCGUGAUGCAGAAGACGACCAAGGAUUCUGAGGUCCAGAAGCUCAAGGAUAUGUAUGACAAUGAACAAAAGCUUCGGGAGAAGUUGACGAAUCGUUUAUUCAAGGCAAAUGAUGCUGCAGUGAACACAAAGGCCAUGUUAUCUCUUGAGCGCCAACGAAUGCGAGCAUCCAAUCCAGCAUUAUUCAAUUCAAGUGUAGAGACGAACGGUUUCCUUUCGAGUCCAGUCGGUGCAGGCAAGACAACGCCAAAUUUCGGCAUGAACAAUUCCGAUGGACUGUCUCACAAAAUACGCAAUGAGCUCAAUAGGAGUAUCGCCAAACAUUUAGAAGCAAGUACCAUGAAAGAUGUUAAUUUACCCUCGCGGACUGUGGACGAUUCCUACCUCACCUCAUCACCAAACAAAUCAGGAAGCGACUACCUAUCGUUACUACGGAGGAACUACCUCUUAUAGCACUGAAAGACAAUUGUUCUAAAAAUAAACAAUUUUGUGAAAUGAGAAUAAACCUCGAUUGAAUUGAAAAGACAUUUGGACUUUUCAUACGUUUUGUACGACAGUUUAUAUGGUCACUGGGGUACCAGUCGUGCGUAAGUGCACAUAUUCUCUGGAGACUUGUGAUUAAAUGUUAGUUCAUGAGAGCGGGUUCUGGAAUUUGUGGCAGGCCAACUUGCAAAGCAUCAUCAGUUCAUUGAGUUCUUUGCAGUGAAACAAGAUUUGUACUUUAAACUGGAUUAAGUCUCAGGUUUGAUUGAUAAACUGAAUAGCAUGCAUAUUGCAUGUUCUCCCAUGUGUUAACGUUAGGAUAUUAGGUUCUUGGUUUGUAUUUAGGCAGCAUUGUAGAUUUCUACCAAGGCUUUAUUUCAACCAAUUGCUUGUAGAUAGAAAGGAGAUUAAGUUAUUAUUCCCUGUAGCUGUGAUAUCUUGUUUAAUAAUGAGAACUAUUGACGAACAAGGACUUUUAUCACCAACUGAUUCCGCAAUUGUGAGAUUUCAUGGCAAUACUGUUCUCAACGUGUUGUGAUAUUUUCUACUUCUUAUCUGAUGUCAGAAACUAUGCAAAAAAAGAUCCGACAAUUCAGUGUUUGAAAAAUCCUUCCUGAAGGCCUAUCUCAAUAUAGCAUUUCAUGCUUUGUCCAUAGAAAUUGUACAUGUCCAUACAAAUUGACCUACCACCUCAAAUGCCAGUGGAACUUGAGUGUCAAAUUGUAGAACUGAUUUACACAUUUCAAGGUCACUGCUUUUAACCUUUGUUUUAAAUGUUAAAAAGAUCAUUUUAAAUUCGGAUAGUCAAACAUGUCCCAAUGUUGUUACAGAUUGUUUGUUUAGGUUCAAGAAUGUUAAAGAUUUUAAACAAUGUUUAUGCAGACACAGCCACUAGAUACAUACAAUAGUGUUAGACUUGUUAUUUUCGUCUCUGGAUUGAGAAAUCUUAUCCACUUGAGUGACAUUUUCAUUUUCAAUUCUGUACAAAUAUUGAAAUCUUUUAAGAAAAUCUUCAGAAGAUACACAACCUCAUCCUCUGUUUAUACUACUGCUUUCAAUGCCUGUGCUAGAAACCUUAAUAAGACAAAUUACUGUUGUUUAGGACAGGACAUCUGAUCAAACUUGAAAUGAUUCAUUUGUACCCAUGUCUUCAUAUCAAACCAAAGAAGAUAACACCAUGUUUGUAAAAACACUUUAUGGUUGCUUGAUAUCUUUCCAUUCUCGAACUCUCAUUACUCUGAUUCUAGUACUUUUCGAAUCUUCAUCUCUUUCUCCACAUGUAGUAUAAGCAGAAAGGGAUCUAUUAUAAAGAUAAUGUCACUCAGUGGAUGUGAGAAGUAAAGGCUGUUGGAGCAUUCUGAACUUCUUACUUCUAUAUCCAGUGGCUGGGUCUUCUUUGCCUUUGAAUUACUUGUUUCAAGGUCUGCACACAUAUUUCAAACUCCAUAAAUAUGCUCUCUUUACCUAUUCAUGGAGUUCUCUCUGAUAUUGAACAACUCCUCUCGAAUGAAUAUGGGAUGCAGUUAUUUAGGUUAACGAAAUAAGGGAGGAAAAGAGUCAAAAUAUCCCAUUCAAAAUAGAGUUUAGAAUAUUUGUAGAAUUUGAAAUGUACAAUAGUCACAUAGUCAUGGAAGUAGUUUUUUGUCACGACAGGAAAACAAAAUCAUGGCUGUCGCAUAAUUUGCAAUGGAUACACUUAGACUUGUGGUUCCCUAAUUUCUGCCUUGAAAAUGCUGUCUUUCUCAGCCAAUUUGCUGAGUUUCACUACAUACUGUCCCUAUGAGCCAAAGGGUGAAUAGAUUUCAAAAUAACAAUGCCUUAACUAAUCUGAUUUAUAUUAAAGGUUGUAUUUUAGAAUUGACCAUAUUGGUGUGAUCAUUGGCCUUGAACACAUAUGUGCCUAUUCAGUAUACGUGGACAGUAGAACCUCCCUUAGCAGACACCUCUCUAUCAAGGACAACCUCUCUAUUAAGGACACUAGUUUUGGUCCCAAAUUGGUUGUUUCCAUUCAAUUUGGCCCCUCUCAUCAGGACACCUCUCCAUUAAGAACAUCAUUUGUCAGUUCCAGGGGUGUCCAUGAUAGAGAGGUUUUAAUGUGUAUUCAGCUGGAUUUUGGAGAGGCAGAAAGUUAGUGUUGGGGAGGUAGAAAAUAAAUUAUUUUUGAGGUGUAAGUCAAGAUUGACCAGCGUGAUAGAAUGCGGAUGCCUGCUAUGAUUGGCAGUGUCUGUUGCUACUGUUAGCAUAAUUACCGAUCCACUCAGUCUCAAGUCUAAACUGAAUGAAGCCACAAUACGAAACAUACUCAUAUAAUUUGAAGAUGUACAAUUAUUUAUUACCAAAAGUAUUAUAGUUAAUCAAAAAAAUAAAGGUCUUUUAUAUGUAA
Molecule: messenger RNA, 9122 nt
Organism: Lineus longissimus
Lineage: Eukaryota; Metazoa; Nemertea; Pilidiophora; Heteronemertea; Lineidae
Product: ankyrin repeat domain-containing protein 26-like
Exons: 50
Coding region: 35-6709 (2224 amino acids)
Molecular function (GO): protein binding
Source: RefSeq, a predicted model, not a curated record